AUGGGACUGAGCAAGAUCGUGAUAGACGAGGAGAGGGAUCUGCACGGCGCGCCCUGCUUCGUGCGAUGCCUUAGAGAAACGUGGAGGCGGGGCGCACAAAGGCUUCUGGAAACGCACCCAGGGGCCACUUCUUCCAGUUAUAUGCAUGGGUCUCCGAACUGA
Molecule: messenger RNA, 162 nt
Organism: Heterobasidion irregulare TC 32-1
Lineage: Eukaryota; Fungi; Basidiomycota; Agaricomycetes; Russulales; Bondarzewiaceae
Exons: 2
Coding region: 1-162 (53 amino acids)
Source: RefSeq, a predicted model, not a curated record